This is a messenger RNA of Aspergillus sclerotioniger CBS 115572, 1407 nucleotides long. RefSeq lists its product as uncharacterized. The coding region runs from base 1 to 1407 and encodes 468 amino acids. The transcript is spliced from 4 exons. Lineage: Eukaryota; Fungi; Ascomycota; Eurotiomycetes; Eurotiales; Aspergillaceae. The record is from RefSeq and is a predicted model, not a curated record.
AUGAUCCCCGAGAUCCCCGAUGAGCCGGAACCAGCGCCAGAGCCAGCCCCCGUUGAUAAGGUCAUCGAAAUCGAGGUCCACGGCAUCAAAGCCAAGUUCCACCUGAACCGAUCCGACGAGGAGCUCAUUCCUACAAGACACCUCGCCAAAGCGGAUCACACCCGUAUCGUGCAACGCCCCGUCUGGGCCUUCCGCAAAGAAGAUGACGCCCGCCUAAAGAACCUCAAGAAAUGGUCCAAAGUCGAUAUCGCCUUCCGUGGCGUCUUCCAAACUCUCAAGAAAGGUCCCCAGUUUGAGAAAGGAUUGUUUGAAGACGAGAACGGAAGUGCUGCUAUCUGUCCGCCACGGACUAAUUUCAAAAAAGUGUGCAAAAGACAAGCGCAGGUCAUUUAUGCCCUUCUGGAUGAGUUGAUGUACAAAUUGGCCAUCAGUCGCGAGUCAGAGGAUGAUAGGAAAUGGUUUUAUCUUCGUCCGAGAUUCAUGGAUUGCCGGGCGGAAUACUGGACCGGCUAUCGACAUAAGUACAAGGAUGGCCCUUUCUCAGCCAGCUGGAUUACUUUGGACCAUUUCCCUGAUAUCGGAGUAGCACGCUGCGUUGUCCCUGUAUCGACGACAACGGAAGAAAACCAACCCCUUCAAGCCGCCCUCGCCGGCAAACUCCAACUCAUAAUGGGCCAACUCCUAAUCAACAUCCUCCGCCUCCAUCCACCAGGCGAUCAAAUCCCCGACCAAGAAGUCUUCCUAAUCGGCCUACACGGAUGCAAACUCUACCUCCUGCGCGCAAUCUUCCCAGGCGCCAAGACUUCCAAGCUCUGGUGCGGGCGACACAACCCUACCGUCUUCCACGAAGAACAAAAGCGAUCCAUAGCCAGCACGGUCAGCAAACGCUUCUACUCGCGGGACAAUAUGGCCCGGUUCAUGGAACAGCUGAACUGGCUGCACCUGGCGCGGUCUUUGUCGGAGGAGGACCCGGAUCCGCACGUGUUCCAGGUAUUGGGGAGCCAGGAAUAUGACCUGUGGACGAAGGAUGGGUUCCGAGCGGCAAGGAGGUUGUUGGCUGGCUUGAACAUGUAUUUGAUGAGUGCGCAGUCGAAGGUUGGGGUGCUGCAGGAGAUAUUUGCGUUGUUCCCGUAUGAUGAGAGUGCGGAGGUGGAGGUGGAUGAUGGGGAGGCGGUGGUCCAAAGUGUUCAGAAGGAGCAGAAUGAGGUGUUGGAGGAGGAGAAGCGGUUGGAGGAGGAGGAGAGGGCCAAGAAGGAGGAGGAGCUGCGCCAUGUGAGGACCACAGAGGCGAUACGAAGUACGGAUAGAGAUCGGAUUGCUGGGUUCAGAGAUAUUCGUCGCCCUUGGUGGGAUUGGGUCUGGGAGGAUAAGCGCGAUGAGGGUCGUUCGGGUCGUGCUCGCGGUUGA